Molecule: messenger RNA, 387 nt
Organism: Cyclocybe aegerita
Lineage: Eukaryota; Fungi; Basidiomycota; Agaricomycetes; Agaricales; Hemipholiotaceae
Source: the annotation of a GenBank genome assembly
AUGGCUCAUGGCAUCGUGACCCCGCUGCCUCGUGUUGUAGGACCCAUAGACGUCGUUAUAUUCGGAGAGCUCAUCCCUGCAGGAUCGACGCCUCUACCACUGAGCACACCCGCGACCUCUGACUCUGACUCUGAGCUAUCCCUCCGCUCUAACCCUCCACCUUCCGCCACUCUACCCUCUUCCUCCGUUCAACUCACCUUCCCGCUCCACCCACCUCCCCGCCGCCAACUGCCAACUGCCAACCACCGUACGCCAACUGCCAACCACCGUACGCCAACUGCCAACCACCACGCGCCACACGCCAUCCCUUCAUCCGCCAACGCCUACGCCAAAUCAUCCACGCCAAAACGCCAAAACACCAAGUCUCCAACAACAACAACAACGUAA